This is a messenger RNA of Sporothrix brasiliensis 5110, 1638 nucleotides long. RefSeq lists its product as uncharacterized. Lineage: Eukaryota; Fungi; Ascomycota; Sordariomycetes; Ophiostomatales; Ophiostomataceae. Gene Ontology annotation, molecular function: transcription cis-regulatory region binding; DNA-binding transcription activator activity, RNA polymerase II-specific. The record is from RefSeq and is a predicted model, not a curated record. Gene Ontology annotation, cellular component: RNA polymerase II transcription regulator complex. Bases 1 to 1638 code for a protein of 545 amino acids. The transcript is spliced from 3 exons.
AUGGUGGUCGCAGUAGUUCUAGUGGCCGCAGUUGUGGCGGUGGAGGUGGCGCGGAAGAAGCGUCACGAGCACAAGGUGAAGAAGCGCACCGCCAAAGAAAAGGCUCAGAUUCGGCGGGCGCAAGUCCGACGCGCCCAGAUCCAACACCGAAAGCGAAAGGCAGACUACAUGCGCCAACUAGAGCUCGACAUUGACAUGCUGCGUGACCUGAUCUCUGCUGCUGAGCAGGACAUGCGCACCAUCCAGAAGGACAACGAAGCCAUCCGCGUCCAGCUCGGCGUGGUCCACAUGAUCAGGAACGACCGUGGCGUUGUCAAUGCCGGAGGUGGAAUGGUGGGCGUCGCACCGGAGGGCGUUGGCGGCGGCGCUGGAGGAGGAAGAGGAAUCGAUACAAUCAUGACGGGUGUGCCGCAACUUUCCAUCACCCCGGCACCGCCUGUGCAAUUGCCUGCAGAAUCUACAGCAGCAGCAGCCACUAACAGCGUUGACAACGUGGCCGCAUCCUUGUCGCCCUUGUCGAUCUCGUCGACCGAUGGGUCGGCCUUCCCGAGCACGACCGCUACCUCGCCCGGCGGCACCGUCAGCAGCGGUCUCGAACCCUCUUCGAACAUAGAUAGUCCCACGUCAAUUUUUGACGGCAUCGACCUCGACGACAUCACCGUCAGCAUCGUCAUGGACGAAGCCAUCGGCAACCCGGUCUACCAGAUCUCGCCCUUUGACCCUAAAGCUAGCUGUGCAGCGACGGCGACGCCUGAAUUCGAUCCAUCGCUCACGGACAAGAACAGCAGCGGCUUCCCAGAAGCGCCUAUUGCAGCAGUGUCGCCACUUGACCCCGGCUUCACGCCCAACUUUUACACGGAUCUUGCUGCUGCGCCUUUCGACAGUACGACUCUUGCUGGACGUGGCCCAAGUCAAUUCUCUGCAACGACCUACAUUCUGCCGAACCUGACGGUUGCCCAAACGCACCAAGUCGUCAACUUUGUUCUUGCGCUGGAACACGUCUGCUGGGGUCAUGCUGGUCACCAGUUCCACGAACCCGAUGCCGAGAUCUGUGCCGACACUGGUCACGCCUUGAUGGCCACAAACCUGUUCCUGCGUGAAGCACCCUCGGAUGUCUUUUCGUCCAUCGAGACGUCCGCCAAGGACAUGACAGCCUUCAUCACCAACACGGACCCGGAGAACCCGGCGUCGACCGCCAACCACAUGGCGGCGCACCGAGCCUCGCAAGGCCUUACCUGGCAGGCACCCGACGUCACGCUGCAGACACUGUAUGGCCUUGCCGUCUCGCUCAACCCCAUCUCCGAGAUGGAGCUGGCGCCCGUGCAGGCCUGGUUCGAGCUCGCGGCUCGCUACCCGCUGUCCAUCCUGCUGCGCGUCGACAUCCUCAACGCCCUCAAGCGCGAGUUCGUCGGCGUCGUGCGGUGUCUGUACUUUGGCGCGGUCAUGGAGCGCGAGGCCUUUGAGAGUGUGGUGCAGCGGGUGGUGGACCCCGUGAUGGCCAUCGAGGAGAAGGCUUGUGCGGUGCACUCCUUUAUCGGUGCUGCGCCUACCAUGGCGGCGCCUGUCACGGUUUCGCCAAAAGACCUGACCAUCGGUGCUCCAACAAUUGAGGACCACGACUUUGCGACGGUACGGUGA